Macrosiphum euphorbiae (potato aphid) is the source of this 1650-nucleotide messenger RNA. Lineage: Eukaryota; Metazoa; Arthropoda; Insecta; Hemiptera; Aphididae. The record is from the annotation of a GenBank genome assembly.
AUGUCAGUAAUCAUAAAAUCUGAACCUAUUAGUGGAGUAGUGGAGUUGUCAUCGGAUGAUGAAGAAACAGUAUCAACACUAUCAACCAUUAAUAAUGGAAUUCCUAACCACGGACCUACUGGACGCUCUUCAACACCAGAUACACAAUGUUCAAUCUGUCUUGAUGAUUUAACCAAUAAAUGUCAUACAAAUUCAUGUUGGCAUUUAUUCUGUUUUCAGUGUUUGCGACGAUGGUCUAAUUCUGAACCAACUUGUCCAUUAUGUAAGAAAUCGUUCGGUUUUAUUUAUCAUUCAUUUGGUGAUCAUGGCGUCCAUGAAACAUAUGAUGUUCCUUCAACGGCCAGAAUGCUGACACCAAGACUAUACAUACGGCCAUUGAGUGAAAUGUCAGAUGAUGUAAACAGGAUGUUUAGAAUGAAUAUGUUUUUGGAUAUUAUCCGUAGAGACGGAAUCAUAAAUCACUACUCGCAACAUCAUCAUCCGAUAUAUGAAUUGGACGAUGUGGACCAUAAUCAAAAUGGUAUGGAUCCAUUUGUACAGGAAGUGUCUCAAAAUUAUCCAUUGACUACUUUACAAAGACCAAUCCCUGGUCAAGCAACGAGAAUAAGAGUGUAUAUUGAUAAUGCGUGGGCUGUACCACUACCUGAUACGACUGGCCGUUUUAGAGAUUGUAGCUCAGCUUUCUACCGUGAUAAUCCAGCACAAACAUACAGAUUGCAUGCAUUCAUCCUUCGUGAUCUGGUUGCCGUGAGGGAAUCUAUAAGAUUAGUUGGUCAGUCAAUGCCUUUCCCAGUGACGUCUGAUGUUACUGUGACAAACUUGAUAAUGCGGUCACUUGCGGCAUAUGAAAUAAGACAGUUACAUUUAGUCAACGUCAUAAGGCCUUUUCUAGAUUUGCGUGCAGUACAUUUUUGCCAUGAACUUUACAACUUUGCUCAUAGUCCAUACGACAUUGGGGGCUAUGAUCAAAAUGUUCAAUAUACUUAUCCGCCGCAUGAUGAUGAAUUAACUAGGCCAUAUUAUACAGAAUUAUUUCCACCAGCCCAACCAAUCCAUAUUGUUGGUGAAACUAUUGUAUUGGAUUCAGAUAAUGAAGAAGUUAUAAGGCCACGUAUAAUGGACGUUAUCGAAGUUAGUUCUAGCGCUGAUGACUCUGAUGUUGAAUUUUUAAGUCACUCCUUCCGUUCUAUCGAUCCAAUUAAUACUGCCUCUAUAGACCAACCUUCUACGUCUACUGGAAUUCGAGAUUCAUUAGAUCGACCAAACAAUAGAUAUAAUUUAAGGAGACGAAGAAUAUUCUCACCAACUGUAAAUGGUUCUCCUAGUUUUCCUGUAUGUAGUGAUUUUUCUCGAAUUUCAUAUCCAUCUCAAGUAAGAAGAGGGAGGCCCAUUCUAGAUUCUUCAUCAGAUGAUGAAGAAUCAAUAACUGCUACUCGAAGUUCUCAAACUGCUCUUAUAAAAUCUCAAAAUGUUAAUGACAAAAGGAAAAAAAAAACAAAAAGAAAUAAAAAGAAAAAAAGGAAAAUAAACACCAAUGAUUCACGGUCUGAAACCCGCAGUACCAACAGAAAUCGUUCAUAUUCAGGAUCAUCUUCAUCUACGGGAGAAACAGAUAUAAGACCAAUUAACAGUCGUAUUAUAAGGAUAUAG